This is a messenger RNA of Cygnus olor (mute swan), 4493 nucleotides long. It is a transcript of the gene WASL, whose product is annotated as WASP like actin nucleation promoting factor. The record is from RefSeq and is a predicted model, not a curated record. Gene Ontology annotation, molecular function: microtubule binding; actin binding. The transcript has 11 exons. Gene Ontology annotation, biological process: actin filament organization. Lineage: Eukaryota; Metazoa; Chordata; Aves; Anseriformes; Anatidae. The coding region runs from base 337 to 1854 and encodes 505 amino acids. Gene Ontology annotation, cellular component: nucleus; cytoplasm; endoplasmic reticulum membrane.
AAGGCGGCGGCGCUCUCGCUCCGUCUCUCGCCGGCCUCCCCUCCGCCUGCCGUGGUCUCGCCCGCCCCCGCUGCCAUGUUGGAUCGUGCGGCCGCCGGAGCCGGGCCGAAGUUGGAAGUUUAGCCCGGCGCCCGGGGCGGGCGGCCAUCGGCCGGGCUGCCCGCCGCCCUCCCUCCCUCCGUCCCCCCGGCCCCCAGCGGGAGGCUCCGCCAUGCGGCUGCCGUGAGGCGGCGGCUGGACGAGGACGAGGAGGAGGAGGAGGAGGAGGAAGGGGCCGAGAGCGCCAGCGGUUGCAGGGCGGCGAGGGAGGGCAGCGCCGCCGGGCCGGCCCCGGCCAUGAGCGGCGCCCCGCAGCAGCAGCCCCCGCAGCCGCGGCGGGUAACUAACGUGGGCUCCCUGCUGCUCACCCCGCAGGAGAACGACAGCCUCUUCGGCUUCCUCGGCAAGAAAUGCGUGACGAUGUCUUCAGCAGUUGUUCAAAUAUAUGCAGCAGAUCGCAAUGCCAUGUGGUCAAAGAAAUGCUGUGGUGUAGCUUGCCUUGUAAAGGACAAUCCGCAGAGGUCAUAUUUUAUUAGAAUAUAUGACAUUAAGGAUGGGAAAUUAUUGUGGGAGCAGGAGCUGUACAAUAACUUUGUAUAUAAUAGUCCUAGAGGAUAUUUUCAUACCUUUGCUGGAGAUACAUGUCAAGUUGGUCUUAAUUUUGCUAAUGAAGAAGAAGCUAAACUAUUCCGCAAAACAAUAACAGAUUUACUUGGACGACGGCAGAGAAAAUCUGAAAAAAGAAGAGACCCACCAAAUGGCCCAAACCUACCAAUGGCAACUGUUGAUAUCAAAAACCCAGAAAUUACAACUAACAGAUUUUAUACUCCACAAGUCAACAAUAUUUCAUAUACCAAAGAAAAGAAGAAAGGAAAAACUAAAAAGAGAAGAUUGACAAAGGCAGAUAUUGGAACACCAUCUAACUUCCAACACAUUGGACAUGUUGGUUGGGAUCCAAACACAGGUUUCGAUGUGAAUAACUUGGACCCAGAACUGAAAAACCUGUUUGAUUUGUGUGGAAUUUCAGAGGCUCAACUUAAAGACAAAGAAACUUCAAAGGUCAUAUAUGAUUUCAUUGAAAAAACAGGAGGUGUGGAAGCAGUUAAAAAUGAACUGCGCAGACAAGCUCCACCUCCACCACCGCCAUGCAGAGGAGGACCCCCGCCACCUCCACCACCACCUCCCCAUAGUUCAGGCCCCCCUCCUCCCCCUGCUAGGGGCCGAGGGGCGCCACCUCCACCUCCCUCAAGAGCUCCAACAGCAGCACCUCCACCCCCACCUCCAUCUAGACCAGGUGCAGCAGUGCCCCCACCUCCUCCCAACAGGAUGUAUCCUCCUCCACCACCAGUGCAUUCAUCAUCUGCGCCAUCCGGCCCUCCUCCACCGCCGCCACCACCAAGUGGGUCGUCUGCUCCCCCGCCGCCGCCGCCUCCUCCACCUCCUCCCGGUCCUCCCCCGCCACCCGGCCUUCCUUCAGAGGUUGAUCACCCGCUUCCAGUUCCUGCAGGAAACAAAGCAGCACUCUUAGAUCAAAUCAGAGAAGGAGCCCAGUUAAAGAAAGUAGAACAGAACAGUCGACCAGUGUCCUGCUCAGGAAGAGAUGCGUUGUUAGACCAGAUACGACAGGGUAUACAGCUGAAAUCUGUAUCUGAUGGCCAGGAGAGUGCACCACCUACACCUGCACCCACCUCAGGAAUUGUGGGUGCAUUAAUGGAAGUUAUGCAGAAAAGGAGCAAAGCCAUUCAUUCUUCAGAUGAAGAUGAGGAUGAAGAUGAUGAAGAAGACUUUGAAGAUGACGACGAAUGGGAUGAUUGAUCAUAUAUUAUAUUAUAUAUAUAUAUUUUUUAAGGUGAAUGAUAUACUAAACACUACUUUCUGUCUAUGGAUUCUGUAAAAUUAUCAUGUAAAUGUUCUACCAAUUUGCUGUAUAUUUUUGUUGCCUUUUGCUUUUUUAUUAAUCUGUGCAAUACCUCAUUUAAUCUGUAAAGGUUUGUCAUAAUCCUCUACAAAGCUACUCCCUGUUAAUGUGUGCAAGUUUACACCUGGAUGAUCAUGUACAUGUGAAUACUUUCCAUUCCAUCAAUAAGGGAGUUUAAAUGUAAUAUGUGAGACUGACGAAAACCUUAAUGUAAUUUAGUUGUAAUGCAAGAAGGAAAACACUAUUUUCAUACCCUACUUUUUCUGUAUCUAAAUUUUCUUAUUAAAACCUAGUAUAGCACUAUGUUCUUUAAGUGAUGCAGCUCUUAGUUUAUUUAGCCCCUUCAUUUCAAAUGCAGUGCUACAUGAAUGUUGAGGCUGGUUUAUACUAUUGCAUGGUUUCAAAUACAUCACAACAUUGCAGUUCAAAUCUUAGCAGUAUGCUUUACGUAAAACAAAAUCACAACAGAAAUGCACAGCUAGUUGUGAAGAUUACCUUGCCCUAACUGUAGCAAUACUGACUGCUAUCGAAGGGCAGUAGUAAUUGAAUACUAUAAUUAGGGAUCUCUGUAUCUGAGGUUAAACCGGGUGGCUUUACGUUGUAAGUGAUAAAGGCAUAUUUGAUGCAGACCAGUUCAGUCCUAUUUUUUUCCAACUCUUGUCUUUCAGAAUGAAGAAAUGUAAAUUACUGGGGGCUAUACUGGAGACUGGCAAUUGCUACAGUUUGAUUUAUUUUUUAAAUCAUUUUUAUGUGGUUUUCAGGCUGAAGGGCUGCGUUUAAUGCUUGCUUCAAUAAUGUUUAAUUACUUUUUUUUAAAUUUGUAGGGCAUUGGUGUACUAAUAAAGUAAACAUAAGUGGGAUUACUUUGCAGUCUUUGCGUUAUGGUACAUAACAAAUGCUAAAGCACCAAUCCUACAUCCAAAAAGUUGGAAAGCCAUUAACUCACAAUGUACAGUUUGACUACAUACUGAACUUUAUGGCAAUAUUCUGUUUUCAUACGUUGGCUUUAAGACCAAGGGUUGUGAUGAAGAUCAAGAACCCUAUUCACAAGAGUACUAUUUGAGUAAGUGGACAGAAAAUGGAAUUCUCAUUUCACAGCUCACACGUUUAUAUGUUGUACUUUAUAGUGCAGUAAACCUUGGCAUAUCUGCCUAUUACAAAAUACUAAUCUGUGCUGUGCAGGUAUUUAAUAUCUGCAGCAUAAAUUACUGUACUUACUGUAAUUUUCAGGUAGAAAAUCUUUCUAAAAACACUGACACAGAAUGUUUAGUUAAGUCAGUCAUAUUUGGAGCAUAGUUAAUGCAUAGUGUCCUGGGCCAUGGACUGUAGUCAAGGUAUCAAACUCAAUUUAAGUUAUCGGAAUUGUAUCGACUGAAACCCAGCGAUGACCUGAUCUUGACAGGCUGGACCUGCAUGAUACGGCUUGGAUUUCUAACCCAGUUAUAACCUAGUCUUUAGCAAAUUAAUUUAGUUAUGUGAGAAGAAAGGAAAGUUGCUGAAAAGUAGUGGGAGGGGUAAGGUUGUAGUUACAUUUUUCAGAGGAUGCUAACUUCCUUCCGAGAGUAAUUUAAGCACAUAACACUAGGAAAAACUAUUUCCAAGUGAUGUAAUCUCCUUGCGGUAACUCUUACUGCACUCUGCUGCUGGAAACACUUCCUACGAGCUUUGCUGCUGUAACGGCUUGAGCAUUGGAUCAAGUGCAAGUGCAGUCAGGGGUAGCUAAUGGCAGCGGAGUUAAGAACUCCUGUAGAAGGAAAAUAUUUGUAUGGCUUUCAUAUAAGUUCUGGUACUGCUCCCUCUUUUUUAUUGCAUAUAGGGCAUUUUAAAAUUAAGCAGAUGAGGCCUAGAGGUUUUCCUAACAUGCUACUUACUAGAUAUGUUUAGCUGUUAUGUUCCCGGAGUUGGAGUUUCUGUAAUAUAGUUAAUAAUUAAGCAUCACAGUUCAUUAAUCAAAUUUCUGUUCCAGGUUUUGGGAGCUCUGAAGUUAUGUUAUUGAGUAAAACUUUAAUUUGUAGAUACUGGCCAAAGAAAGCUUCUGGUUUUUCAUUUUCUUUUUUCUUCAUGCAGAAAGUACACUCAUAUUCUGUGGUGUCCAGGUUAAUAUUUACUUUAAAAUAGUGUAUGUACAUGAUAAAUUUGGGGCAUAAAGACUGCAACGGCAGUUAAGUUAGUCAUAACUGCAUGCUUCAGCACUCCGCCACUUGCACUACGAGCAGAAGAUAGCAUUUCAUGAUACUGGUGCAUUGUUGCUAAACAUUGUAAUGAAGGCCUCUCGUAUAUUCUGGUUAAAUGAGUGUCCAGAUAGCCUUAGCAAUUAACAAACUAGCAUGAGGCUUUUGUAUUUCAACACUCUAUGUGCAUAGACAAUAUCAGCUAGCCACUUGUACGUAUGAAAUCCGUAAGAACUUCUCAAUCAUUCAGUUUUCCAUUUAUCAAACUGAAAUUUUUAGUAUGUGAAUUUUUGAAAUGUACAGUGAAUAGGAUGUUGCACUGGUGGCAAUUCAUCAUGGAGCAUAAUAAAAUUAAUUUGACCCAA